Molecule: messenger RNA, 4616 nt
Organism: Silurus meridionalis
Lineage: Eukaryota; Metazoa; Chordata; Actinopteri; Siluriformes; Siluridae
Gene: relt
Product: RELT TNF receptor
Exons: 11
Coding region: 181-1413 (410 amino acids)
Biological process (GO): apoptotic process
Molecular function (GO): protein binding
Source: RefSeq, a predicted model, not a curated record
CUUCAUCCGGCAUCACGAGUCAAGAGCUGUACUGUACUUCCUACCGGCUUUUUACUUUAUAAUAUAGUAAAUGUAUUUUCUCUUAUUUUCUUUUGAAUUUAGAGCUAGCCUAGAUCACAAGCUACACUAAGAGCUUUCAGUAAAUCCAACCAUAAUCAGAUCUUAUGUUUAUAGAGGAUCAUGCUGAAGAUGUCGAGGAACCACCUUUACUGCCCAACUCCUAUGCUUUUUAUGCUGCUGUGGCCGUCGAUGGUAAUGGCUGCUCCAUGUCAUAAGGGUCAGCCAUGUGUGUGUCUACAGUGUCCUGCUGGACAUGAGCCGUCCACGCCAUGCAGUACACUCGAGGGUCCUGAUGCAGUGGUGGAGUGUCGGCGUUGCCCACCAGGUACUUUCUCAGACUCCUAUGGUCCGGAUCAGUGUAUGAUACACACACAGUGCAAGAGACUGAACCGUCAAAUAGUGACACCUGGCACCUCAGAAUCAGACGCAGUGUGUGGAUCCUGUCUAACUGGGUUUUACUCUACACUGAGUACACAGAGAUCCUCCACCCAGCGUUCAUGCAUGAAGAGAUCUCUGGUGCGUUUGCGGCGGAACUCAGGAAAGAAUGCCCGGGCGCAUGGAGCCGGAUCGGGUGGAUCAGCAGUGGGCGGGGCUAAUAACACAUCUGUACAGGCAGCAGAGGAGAAGAAUACAGAGUAUGCCGUGUUUGUUCUCGUCCCCGUGUUCUGUGUGACUGGGCUGCUGGGCAUCCUCAUCUGCAACCUGCUUAAGAAGAAGGGCUACAAGUGUACAACAGAGAAGGAGAGGGCAGAGGCAGAGGCAAGCGCACUGCAGAAAGAGGGUAAUCCUUGCCCUUAUGUUAUAGAAGAUCAGAAUGAAGACACGAUAAGUGCAUUGGUACGCCUCAUCACAGAAAAGAAAGACAAUGCUGCUGCUUUGGAAGAGUUGUUACUGGAAUAUGAGAAGAAGGAUAUGUCUAGUAGCAAAAGAUCAUCAAUCAAGUUCCCUGGCUUCCUCCAGUUCCGCUCAGCAUCCAAGGUCUGUGCUCACCAUCAACACCAUCAUACUAUCAAUGGUGUGAUCCCACUUACUGGUAUCAGCUGCUCACGCUGCAGUCAGAAGAAAUGGCCUCACGUGCUGUUGCCUCACACCAUUGAUACAAAUAAAACAUCCUGUGCCGCAUCUAUCACCUCUUCACCUGGCGAAGGCAGGGUCCUCAAUGUAGGAAGGUUCCAGGUGGCUCAGAUCCUGGAGGGUGACCCAGUCACCUUGCCGACGACCCGAGCAGAGUCCGUUGACACCGAUUCAAUAGACUCUUCUAACAUGGAGCCUGCUGAAGAAUCAUCCCUUCUGGCCAUGUCCUCUUCCACAAGCUCCCCUUCUGCAACGAGCAUACUUAAGAUGAGUGAGUAAAUGAACGAGUGGAAGAAAAAGUGAAGCAUCCAGCUUGUUGAAGGACAUCAACACCACAUCGAGCACGACCUUAUCGCUGGUCUUCUAAGGAAGUGCCGAGGCUCAAGCUGGAUGGAAAUUGUAUUAACCCCUAUGGGGAGUUAGCCUUAAAUUUAGGAAAACAGGAUUUGGUCUUUAUAAGAGUUUUUGGAGCUAUUUUAUUUGUUUAAAAAGAAGAGUGAAAUGUGAAACAUAUCUUAACUCUGUAGAGUAGAUCUUUAUACUUGUCAGAGCAUUUAGAGUCGCCCCUUCUUUAAGUUCUUCACUGGUCCAAUAAAUAUACAGAGAAUAUUCAUCAAAAUAAUAUUUAGAUUUAUUUUUCUUUACAUGUCAGGAAAUGCUUGGUUUUUUUGUGUUUUUUUUUUUUUUUUAAUCUCUGCAACAGGGACAGCCUUAUAUACCGUUAAACCACUUAUUUCAUUGCUGUAAAUAACUCCUAAUAUGUAUAGUAUACCAUGUAGGCAGGUAUUAUCAGUUAUUGUGCAUUAGGAGCAUAUACAUCUCUUUUAUUCUAUAAACCUUUACAGGGGUUCAGUGAGUGGCAUAAAUUGAUCAUUCUCACCAGCUUUGAUGUCUGAUUUGCCUAAAUAAUAUGGAUGAGGUGGAAUUAAGUCUUGUUUUAAGUAUUAAUAUUGGAAGCACUAUGCAUUUAGUUGCCGUGCUGCAGAGUAUUAGUGGCUGAGCGGUUGUUCCUGAUCCUUCCACUUACAUUUCAAUAUAUCGAAUGUUAAUAUUUUUUAUGUUGUUCACUGAUAGCAGUGGUAAGGUUUGAAUUUUUUUUUUUUUUUGGACCAGGAGAAUAACCUCACAAUUUUGGAGUAUUAUGGUAUUGGUUGGUAGUAAAAAUGAUAGAGAAACAUGAUAUAUAUUUGACAACAAAUUUUUUAUAAAAUCUCAAAGUAUUUAUCACAUUUUUAAAAACUAUAGUUGAAAGAAAGAGUGGUUUUAAAGAGUCACAGACAGACAUAGAUUAGACCACCAAAAAUGGAAACAUAAACAGGUUAAAAAAAAAAUGAUUGAUGGAAAUGCAUUUUAAUGUUUUUUUUUUUAAUUAUUAUUAUUGAAGAAAUGAACUGUAAGGAAACCAUCUGAUCACACACCGUAGAUAACCAUGAAACUGUGAAAACAUAACAACCCCGAUCUUCUUUUUUCUAACUAGAAUAGUCUCAGAAGGUGUUUUCAUGCCACCUCGCUUUUCCUGAGGUGUUUAGACCACAUAGUGCAGUUCAAGCAAUUAAUUAGCUGAGUAAAGUAUGAAAGAUCAUGGAAAAAGCUAAACUGUGAUCAUGUAUGACUGUUCUAGUCUGUUCUUCUCCACUAUUUAGAUUAUUAGACUGUUUAAAAGCAAGUUAUUCAGGAUUCAGGUUUAUUAUUUCCUCAUUACUAUGAGGCCAUAAGUAAAUACAAGUUUUAAUUACGGUUUGCUGUUGAAAGAAAGACCAAGCCUUAUAAAAGCUAGUUUUAUUAGCUUACCAUUGCAAGCUAGUUCAUUUCAUACACAAGUUGCACUAGCUAUCUGAAUUGAAUCAUGAAUCAUGAAAUCAUGAAAACUUCUUGUAAGUUCUACUUGAGCACAUACAAUGUCUUAUCCAAAAAAAGUAAAGGUUACCUUUAAGACAGUUGGCACACAUACUAGUCUCUAGAAUGCUGGUGCAGGUAUUAACAGGUAUGUGCUGAAUAUCGCAAUAAACAUUAUGUGUUGAAUAUCACAAUAUAUACAUGUAUAGCCUAGAGAUAAGCAAUAUAAGGGGGCACUAAAGGCCUAUGUAACCAUUGUGAUAUCUUAUGGUGCAUCAUUGAAGCUACCUCCCUAUCUAACUAUUUAUGAUGUGUGUAUACCUACAAAAAGAUUUUUUUUCAUCCUUGCACACAGAGGCCUCUGCAUAUGUGAGGGUUUACACUGAAACAACAGCCACUCAAGGUAUAAGAAACUUGUUUAAAGUAAAGAUACUGGUGGUACAUCUGAAAUACGCACAAGCAUACUCAUGCAUUAGCCUCUGCUAACACACAAAACAGAUGAAAAUAAAAACUUUGGCUAUGUAAUCUGUAUAUUGGGUUUAAUUGCUGGACUAGAUGUGAAAACUCUGUGGACACUGCAAAGUCAAAAAUUAUAAUAUAAUUUGCAGUCGUCUUUAAACAUUGAACAAAAUUAAAUAUGUUGUUAUUGGGGUUUUUCCUCAUCUUGUUUUACUUUUAUGUUUAUGUUUAAAUUUUGAAAAUGUACGAUGAUAAGGUUACAAGCAACACUGUUACUGUCAUCUAUAUGCACAUUUUUAUAAAUAAUAGAAUUUUGUACAUUAUUUUCCAUUCAGCCCUUUAAAAAACAGUAUUCUACUAUAUGUUUAGGAUCUGGAAUCUGUGGGUUCUACGAUACUUGUUAAGGUGUUAAUAACCAGACUGAUGUAAUGAGAAUAGAAAGAAAAGAUUCUCUGCAUCAUUGUAGCUUUCUGUUUAUUUUCAUUUAAACAUUAUAAGCAUUUUCUUGAUAUUUGUACUCUUUAAAUAAAGGAUAAGAACUGAACAAAUGUGUGACUUUUUACAUUUCCAAAGUUGACAUAUUAACGUACUGAUUCUAAAAGAAAAGUAACUCAAUAAAAAUUCAUGUAAAUGUAAAGCAAAACAAAGCCACUUCCGUGAAUCAGAAGCAUGCAGACAUAAACAAACAUAUUUUUACAUUUAAAAUAAAAAAAAAAUUUUUGUUACAUUCAUUUGCUUAAUUAACAGGCAUUAUAUAAAGUUAUAUACACAUUGUUCAAUCUCAUUAUAGAUGACUUAACAUUUGGAAAGAAUCUGAAGUGCUGAAUACUAGUACUGGAUUACUUAAUAGUAAUCUAUAGCAGGAUAUGAAAGCUAUACUGUUCAGAAUGCAAACAUUAUAUGCUGAUGCAGGCCUUAUUUAUUAUAUAUCAAAUAUCUGAAUAUUAAUUUGGCUUUAUUGAGUAAGAAGUAAGAAACAUUUUGAUUUGCUAUAGAAAAAUGAUCAUUGAUGGGGUUGAGUGAUCCUGAUGUUCCGCUGAAGCAAAGUUAGUGAUCCACCCCAAAGUUGAUUAUUUUCCAAUAAUAGCUUGUGUGGUCUAGUGGUUAGGAUGCGGCACUCUCAAUGCUGCGGCCCGGGUUCGAUCCCCAGUCAGGGAGCCGACCCCAGCCAUUAGGGUUGCAUAAGC